ACGCUCAGCUCUUUCAUCCGCAUCCUCAGAACUCUAGACUUAUUGUAACUACGCAGCCUGUCCAGAGCAAUCUUCUGGAAACCUGUCCUCCAUCAUUUCCGCGACGGUUUAUCAUACGGGUGGGACAUGCGCCGGAACACCGUCCAACCCGUGUCAGGUCGUGCGACAUUUCACGAGGGAUCGAGGAGUUAGCUGUCUCAGACAACCACGCGCGCACCGCUUCUCUCGGGGCGCAAGCUGAAUUUUCACACCCGAUUCUAUCCUUCUACAGACAAUGACCCCUCCACCGAGUUUAUCCUCGCCGAAAAAGCGCCAGAGUCCUCGCCGCCAACCUUCGAAACAGUUUACGGUCGUCGAGCAUUCAAAGCCUCAUUGCGGUGCCCUACCUGUUUCCCCAACCAGCCAAUCUCGACCGCGUCGACAAGCGAAUGGGGGCGUACCAAGCAGACAAAUGGCAGGAACAGGGACGUUUCUGGCUGAAUCACCCCCAAUGGACCACAUCCACGAUAACGACGAGAUGGAAGACCCUCAUGAUCUGUCCUUCUCGAGCAACCACAUCCUCCGAGCAUCCAUGGUCGAUAACCUAGUCAUGUCGCUCGACCAAUUCUCUAGCAGUGUGUUCGAUGACGGGCCAUAUACGCCGCGGAGCAACAGCUACGAUACAAGUGCGAGGAUUCGGAAAAGAGGACAUACAUUUUCGUCUUCGACGUCUUCGGAGAAUGAUGUUCAACAUAUAAGACCUAUACCUCAAUUGCCCCAGACCAUCCCCAGACUUCCUGUACGCAACAGUGUGAGGUAUCAAAAGGAUCUGCAGAGAUUACCCAGCAUAUUUGGAGAAGAUGAGGAUUCGGUCCGCGCAAAGGUCUAUGAUGCACAAAGAGCAACCCAGCCUCAUCACCCCCGGCGGAAAAAGAACGCUUCUGGUGGCGGCAGAAGCACUAACAGCAGUGCAUCUUCGAGUAUUGACCUGGGGCAUCUAGCCAGUCUGACAGGCCGGUUAGGGGGGCCAGGCAACAGACGGUCCCGGAGCUUCGAUUUCGGCGCAAGACCACGAGAUUUACGUACCAGCAAACCGCUCGGAGGUGCUGACGGGGCACCCACUCCGGUUAUAUUUUCGGGCCCAGAAGCUCAAAGUGCGACACCAGCAGGGCCAUCGGGCUCACCCCUUGUCCGGAAAAACAGUGCCAAAUCCUCCAAAAGCGCAUACGUCAAGAAAGGCCGAGCCGCAGCAUUGGGAUCCAACUCUGCGCGAAACGACUCUGUCCCCCAGCUUCCUUCGAUGAAAAGUGUACCGAGCUUCAACACCGCGGAGCAAAGGACGAAUAUAGGGGCCCUGCAUGAGACAAUCUCGGCACCCAGGCCUGGCUUCUUUCGGCGUGUUUUCGGCUCCUCCAGAAACCCAUCUGUGAAUACAGAAAGUACCCCUCCGCCCAAUGUACUUAUCAAGUCACAGCCUGGGCGAGCAACCCCUGUACAAGAUGAGAAUGCACAUCCUCCCACGACGCCACCCGGUAAAACACAAAAGCCCGUUCGGCGGACGUCUACCGAUGCUUCAGCAAACAAAGAGAAUCAGCCAGUGAUCACCAAAAAGUCUUCUGCGUUCUUCCGCCGAAGGAAGAAAUCGGUGUCAAAUGUGGUUCCACCACCACUACCCCUGACCUUGAACUCGGACUUGCCAUCGGAAAAUGAGCCUGUGGAUGGAACGAGCCCUGUGAGCAGCCUCAGAGCAUUUAUGGACCCAUAUCUCGUUGACCCUCCGUCCGCGACAAGCCACGCUCGCUCCCGCGGCCAUAGUCGCACAAGCUCAAUGCAAGGUUUCUAUACUCCAACUCUACCACCUCCGGGGUUCGGCUUGUCAAACCAGGCAGCCAAUCGACCCAGAGCAGGAGGCCAUGGUCGAUCGGAAUCCCACGGUAGUGGUAAGACGUUGAAGUCGAACCCCAAGCAGGUCUCGGCUCUUCGAAUUCCUCAUCAGGAUUCCUUUCUGGCAGAUAGCAGCAGCGCGGAGGAACCAAUGAAGCGAUCUCCUUUUGAUGCAGGCCACCAUUCUGAUAAUGAGCGGGCCCCGUUACGCUACCGGGGCAGUGUGAGCGACUUGAAACUAGAGCAUACACCCUCCGCAACGUCAUUACCCAGUCCCUUGUCUGAUCCAAGGUCAGCUACCACGCGACAGGGAUCAUGGAAAUCCGAAAAGGUUUCACCGGUAUCUUCCAUGAUUGCAGUUCCAACCUCGAACUCCCAAAAUGCUGAACAAGGGGCUAAAUCGACGUCCACUAGACGACAAAACACUCUGGAGGUUACGCGAAAAGGAACCAAGGGUUCUCCAUUCGCAUCAACUUCUGACGUUAGUGAAUACAGAUCAGCGCCGAGUACGCCCCUGAUCAUCGAAACUCCCGACGGUGAAAUCGCAUCGCCGUUGAGCUCCGCCUUGCCAAGCGACUCUCAAACCGGUCUUCAACCAGACCAUAAAAGGAGAGCCCGACAGAUAUUUGACAAUGCCGACGAAGAAGUUGAUCCUUCUUCCGCGGGGGCUUGGUUGGGAGACCCCGGACCCGAAAGGGAGUAUGUGCGGAAAGCAUAUAUGGAGCUUUUCGAUUGGAAGGAUCAGAAUAUCCUGGAUUCACUUCGUGGUCUUUGUGACAGGAUCAUACUCCGAGGUGAGACCCAGCAAAUGGACCGCAUCAUGGAUGCCUUUGCCCAGCGAUGGUGCGAGUGUAACACAUCGCAUACGUUUAGAUCAAGCGACGUGGUGCAUACAAUUUGCUACUCAAUCCUCCUCUUGAACACCGAUCUUCACUUGGCGGACAUUGAUCAGAAAAUGACGAAGGCCCAGUUCGUGCGCAAUACGCUUCCUACAAUCAAACGCGUUGCACAGGGGUCUGAGGCUGAGAGAACUUUACGAGGUCCGAAGCGGACAAACGCUUCGUCGAACGACGAUAUAAACAGUGCUCCCUCGGAAGUGAAGCGGUCUGUAGACCCGCCGGCCCACGAGGAUGGACAUCCGCCCGAAGCUGCCGAAUCUACUGCAGAAGUCGCACAAGGGAGAGGCUGGGAAUUGCAAAUCGAAGCCGUUCUCAGGUCUUUCUACACGUCGAUCUCAUCAGAGCCUCUACCUCUAUUCGGGGCUCAGGCCGAAGCAAACACGCAACUGAAUCAGUCUAACAAUUUCUUGACGAUCGGAAGUACGAUGCUUCGCCGAACACCUAGUGUGUUGAGUAAGGCACACUCUGACACCAAUCGCGGUCGAUAUGCUGGCGAAAGCAAGUCACUCGGCGCCCGGUUCAUCACGAAGACACGGUCAAGACCGCGACUGCCCUCGGCUCCGGGCUUUGCCUCUAGUAGAACCAGCAUCGACGAACAAUCCUCGGCUUGGAGUCCGUCGAUGUCGAGCACGUGGAGUAAGGCAUCUCUGGGAAAGACGUUGACAUCAAUGUCGGUCGACUCGUUUGGCACAGAAGCUACUCACGCCGAUUAUCAAUCGUCGAUCGGUUUUGCGAAUGCUUUGAGCCAGGCCAUCAUUCGGGAAGAUCAGCUAGAACUGCCCAUCGAAGAUGGGGCUAAAGGUGUUUCCCUACUUGAAGACGAGUCCCUUGAGCUUUGUGGUGCUCCAUGGGCCAAGGAAGGCAUCGUGAAGCACAAGUGUCAUCUCGAAGGCGUCGAUAAGAGAUCAAAGGACAGAAAUUGGAAUGACUGCUUUGCGGUCAUAGAGAAAGGUUACAUGAGACUGUUCUCUUUCUCGAUGACGGCGAAGUCUCUGAGGAGCAGGGCAAGAGCUCCCAAAGUUCCAGCUGUCGUGGGUGGCGGGAACUGGCAGGACAACGCUGAAGAAUUAUGGAAAUUCACCCUUCGACAUACCAUUGCCAGUUCACUCCCGCCACCUGGAUACUCAAAGGUGCGACCCUAUGUGUGGGCGCUCAGUUUGCCGACAGGCGCUGUCCACCUCUUUUCAGUCGGCACGCCCGACAUUGUAAAGGAGUUCGUUUCGACCGCCAACUAUUGGAGUGCCAGGCUGUCGAAAGAGCCGAUGAUGGGCGGUAUCAGCAACAUGGAGUAUGGCUGGAGUGAUGCUGUGGUCAACAGGGCAUUAACGUCGUCAGAGCUUCAAUCUGGCCGCAAUGCAGCGAUGAGUCCGCGCCCGAGCACACAGAUGUCAAUGCGAAGCUCCAUGGACCAUGUUGGCGGUGUCCGGCCUAAGCUUCCUGGGGACAAGGCUCAUGUCAGCGAGUGGAUGCCGCCCCAACAGUCCAUGUUUGCAUCCCAAUUGAUGGAAGUGGAUCAGCUUCGAGCACUGCAGACAUAUGUCACCAACGUGGAGGAAGAGUUGCAGAGACACAACGAACUGCGAGGUCUAAUGCUUCUAGCUUUCACAGUCAAGCACCCCAACUCAACCAAAGCAAUGAACAACUGGGAGCGGAAGAGCAGUUACUUGCUCCGAGAAAUUGUCAAGUUCCGCACGUACAUCGAUACCCUUCAGAAUGCCCAGACGACCAAGGAGAAGAUAUAUCGGAUGAGAAAGGAGGAAGAGAGAAUGCAGCGUGCAGCGAUGGACUCUAGGAGCUAGGCCACAACUGCUAUCUCUGGCUGGGGUGACGUGAUGCUUGAGCGGUGCUUUAUGGAUGUUCUCGAAGGUGCCAGGGAGGUCUAAUAUUUUGAUAAUGAUGCCGGGCAGUUGAUUCGCUUCGUUGUACCAUACCUUUGUACUUUUAGUAGACGACUUGACGAUUCAUGAAGGUGAAGGUGAAGCAACCAAGACCAGGUGCAGGCAUUUCUGAUUGUGUCCGUAUUCAUCCAC
Messenger RNA from Cladophialophora immunda, 4792 nucleotides. RefSeq lists its product as uncharacterized. Lineage: Eukaryota; Fungi; Ascomycota; Eurotiomycetes; Chaetothyriales; Herpotrichiellaceae. The transcript is spliced from 2 exons. The record is from RefSeq and is a predicted model, not a curated record. Gene Ontology annotation, molecular function: guanyl-nucleotide exchange factor activity. Gene Ontology annotation, biological process: regulation of ARF protein signal transduction. Bases 275 to 4561 code for a protein of 1428 amino acids.